GUUGCUGGUAUUGUCUUCCCCGUCGUUGCGACGGUGGUCACCUGCUUCCGUUUGUUCGUGCGGGUACGACAAAGCCGUUUCUGGCUAGACGAUACAUGGGCAGCGCUUGCCAUGGUAUUCAAUAUCAUUUUUUUGGUAGUAAAUUGGUUGUAUCUGCAUGACUACGGUGCUGGCAACGGUUUUAGGUCGUCCAGGAUCUCGAUUUUGUUCACGGUCGUCCGACUGACUUUCCCUGGCUUAGUAAGGAGAUUGCUAGUACUCAUCGCCAUCGCAUUUAUGGUUGCAUGGAUGAUCCUUGGCGCGCAAAUCUUUUGGACCUGUGAAACAGAGCCUGGUUGGAAAACGCAACCGCGUCCUCAAUGUGACCUAGGCAGGAAUGUUGCCAUCACACAGAUAAUCACCGACGUGCUCGGUGACAUGAUCUUAAUAAUAGCACCAGUCCGUCUGAUCUACAAAGUCAAACUCACCAAGGCUCAAAAGAUCCGACUUCUAUCCAUUUUUUCAACUUCUGCUGGUACCACUGUUGUCAGCAUCGCUCAUGGGUACUACGUGUAUUCCGGCGGUGGGCUAAGGGAAGUCUUGGCUGCUAUAGCUGAGUUCUCAGUUAGCUUGAUUGUGGCGAAUUUGAGUGUAGUUGUCGCUUUCUUCUUCCACAUCAGUACUGAAGAAACCGCAACCCCCGCUCCACUGGAGCUCAAAUCUAUAAUCACCUUCGGCUCACUGCCGACUCGCAAAAGAAUACAGCGUGAUCCUCUCUCAACCUUAACGGUAGUAGAUGGGAUUGAGACAUCGACAAUAGAAGUGGAUGAUUUGCCCACGACUCCCAAGAAAGUGGCUGAAGGAGGCGGCAAUGAUGCCGAAGUUGUAUCCUUUCAAACGGUUACUGAACCAGGUCUGUUCUAUGACGCAUGA
Messenger RNA from Pisolithus orientalis, 912 nucleotides. RefSeq lists its product as uncharacterized. The transcript has 4 exons. The record is from RefSeq and is a predicted model, not a curated record. NCBI's taxonomy places the organism in Eukaryota, Fungi, Basidiomycota, Agaricomycetes, Boletales, Pisolithaceae. The annotation marks the transcript as partial.